Messenger RNA from Caenorhabditis angaria, 234 nucleotides. The record is from the annotation of a GenBank genome assembly. Lineage: Eukaryota; Metazoa; Nematoda; Chromadorea; Rhabditida; Rhabditidae.
AUGUCGAAGUUCAAACACAGAACUAUACCGGAAGUUUUUCUUGGUUUGGGAUUCAACGAGAUAUAUGAUGUUUGGUCUUUUGGAUGUUUGUUGUCGGAAUUAUACACCGGACAAUUAUUGUUUUUUGGCGAUGAGAGAACGAAUUCGGAAGAAUCGCAAUUGGAUGUUAUGCAGACUGUGCUUCGAAGAUCAAUUCCGUAUUAUAUGUAUGAAAGAGCCUUCGAUUCUGAGUAA